This is a messenger RNA of Schistocerca serialis cubense, 4283 nucleotides long. Its product is annotated as protein embryonic gonad-like. Gene Ontology annotation, molecular function: zinc ion binding; DNA-binding transcription factor activity; sequence-specific DNA binding. The record is from RefSeq and is a predicted model, not a curated record. Gene Ontology annotation, biological process: regulation of DNA-templated transcription. Lineage: Eukaryota; Metazoa; Arthropoda; Insecta; Orthoptera; Acrididae. The transcript has 5 exons. The coding region runs from base 336 to 1295 and encodes 319 amino acids.
CCGCCGCGAUCACCUCGUCUCCUCCUCCCUCCCUCCCUCCCGCGUCGACAACGCGUCUAUCUCUCUCCCCCCUCUCCAUCCCCCUUCACCCCUCCCCGCGACUUGACCCGACCCUACCCCGAGCGGCACGGGCACCGCUUCGAAAAGUGGGAUCGUCCUCUCGCUCAGUGCGUACGUGAACUGGAACUGUAUCGGACGACGACGCCAGAGCAGCAACACCAGGACGCGACCCGACCGACGUCCGCUGACCGACGUCGACCUCCACGGCGAAGAGGAAGGAGCCGGUGCUGCCGGCGCGUUUUCCCUCCGCCCGUCGCGCCCAGCUAGAUGGAUAAAUGACGAUGAACCAGCAGUGCAAGGUGUGCGGCGAGCCCGCCGCGGGCUUCCACUUCGGCGCCUUCACCUGCGAGGGCUGCAAGUCAUUCUUCGGGAGAACCUACAACAACAUGAACUCCAUUUCGGAAUGCAAGAACAACAACGAGUGUAUUAUCGACAAGAAGAAUCGGACCUCCUGCAAGGCGUGCCGCCUCAAGAAGUGCAUCGAGGUCGGCAUGUCCAAGAGCGGCUCCCGCUACGGCCGGCGCUCCAACUGGUUCAAGAUUCACUGUCUGCUGCAAGAGCAGCAGCAGCAGCAGCAGCAACAGCAGCAGCAGCAGCAGAAGGGGCAGGACGGUGGUGGCAUGGGCGGCGGCGGGCUGCCCCUGGGGGCGGCGUCACUGUUCGGCGGCGCGCCGCCCGGCCUCUACCCGCCCUCCUUCUUCGCCGGGCUCAACGGAGCCUUUCCCGUGCUGCCGCCGUCUCCGCUGCCCAAGCGCCGCAAGCUCGAGUCCAGCAGCUCCGACGACUCCUCCGGCGCGUCCUCCGUUGACGACGAGGCCGCCGCCAUCACUGCAGGGCUCAUGUCGCGACUGCACGGGGGCCCGCGGCCGCCGCCGCUGUACCACGGGCCGGCGCCGCCCCCGCACGGAUCGCCGCAGCUGCAGCCGGCGCCGCCCCCGCAGGCGCGCUUCCUGUACCCCAGCCUGGCGGCGCGCACGCCCGUCAACGGCGCCGGCGUCGGCGCCCCCGCACUGGCCGGCGUCGCCGUCGAGCAGGACCAGCCCAUCGACCUGUCGGUGCGCGGCCGCCCCAAGUGCUGCUCCGAUUCCGCACCCAGCUCGCCGCCCUCGGCGGCCGCCGACUGCGACGAGGCGCUCGACAGCACCGACGCCGCCGACCGCCAGCGACGGGACGGUCGGUCGACGCCUCUCGACCUCACCAACAAGAGGGCGGCCGAAGUCCCCCAGUUUGGCUGAGGACCACUUGACCUUCCUACACCAGAUGAACUCAUAUAGGCAACGGUUGAACCACCUCCUCUGCUUGUCCUCAACUGGGCUAAGGAAUUGUUUCGGGGUGAUCGACCAACGCCUCGCGAUCACACCAACAAGAGGGGUACCGAAGUCCCCCAGUUUGGCUGAGGUCCACUUGACAGACCGACACCAGAUGAACUCGUAUUGGCAGCGGUUGGAUUGCCUCCGCUGCUUGUCCUCAACUACGAUUAAUGAAUUGUUUCGGGUUGAACGGUAACGCCUCUCGGCCUCACCAGCAAGAGGGUGGCUGAAGUAUCCCAGUUUGGCUGAGAGCCAUUUGACCUGUCCGACACCAGAUGAACUCACAUUGGGAGCGAUUGGAUUGCCUCGCCUGCUUCUUCUCAGCUACCAUCAAGGAAUUCUUUCAGGGUGAUCGACCAACGUCUCUCGAUCUUCCCAAAAAGAGGGUGACCCAUUUCCCCUGACCGUCUGACACUACGUGAACUUCUAUCUGCAGGGGUUGGAUUUGCCUCCUCUGUCUGUCCGCAGUCACGGUGAAGGAGUUAUUUUGGGAUCGUCAGUCGACUCCUCUCGACCUCACCAACAAGAUGACUGCCGAAGACCACUUGAGUGUCUAACGCUACGCAGGCUCAUAUCUGCAGCGGUCUACUUGUAUUCAACUGCGGCUAAGGAUUAGUUGUGGAAUAUUCGUUCCCAGUAAACUCGUAACGAUAGUGCAUUCGGGCUGGAAGAAACUGGUUCACUUUCUGCUACAGGAAAAAAAAAUAAAAUAAACUGAUGGCAUAUAACAAUUUGAGGAACGGCCUGAUACUAGUUUACAUAUUUUUAUGCAAGUGUGCUUCCAUAUCUGAACUGACAGUACCAUAGAGGAUGCGAGAUCCAUCCCUAGUACUGCCAAAUAUUUUGUGUCGAUAAGAGGAGCAGACUGAUGUACACCUAGUGAAGACAGUUGAGUAGCUGCAGCUCCCAAAGUGUCAUUAGUGGAUCACGGAGAGAGUGUUAUGCUGGGGAAAAGUUCAUUCAGUAGUUUUGUGUGCAGACGUCUUAGAAUGAAACAAUGACUUCUACACAUUUACCUGUUCUCUCGACAUGAUCAUUGAUUAUUUUGUAUGUUGUUACAUAUGUGCGGAUUCACACCAUCUUUCAAUGCUUAUCUUGUAAGUACGAAACUCCAGCUGCAUCCAGUUCUAUUCUCCCCCUGAAGUUUCAACUGCAUAGUGUUUGAAUAUUAUCUGAAUCCACUCACUGAAUAAAGAGACGUGUAAACAUUUAGCAGCCGUAGCUGCAGUUGAAACAAGAAAAUGAUUAUAGCUGCGCAACCGAAAUGUCGUUUGAGCAAUCAUUUCACCGGUAAAACUUGAAGAUGCACGAUGUGCGCCUAUCUGUCGAUGCUCAGAAUAUGUGAAAUGCCCCAGCGAAAGACACCAUAAGUUUACUAACUAGGUGCCAUCUUAUGUUAAUGAUAGAAAGCACCACUUGAUACAGGGCUGCAAGUAUCUUCUGUUCUCCCGUUUCACAGAAGACUUUAAUCCAGACAUCUUUCAGAAUUGCGAAACAGCAUCUCGUACGGGCUGUUCUUACAGUGCACUAGCGAAGUAAACGAAAUAACUACGUACUGCAUCUUACGUCACCUCCAAUUACUUCUAGUACCUUAACGCCAUAGAUAAUCUGAUAGGGUACUGCGAAGCUCUGUUUUGAGGUUUCUAUGAAGUAAUUCGCAUCAGCAAUAACUAGGCCGAAGGAAGCUACUUUGGGGAGACCACAGCGGCAAGGCGCCAAAUGCUUGACAGACGGAAAUCGUGCGGACACGAUUAGGACUGAAUGGCUAGUCUCGUCGCCGUGUCCAAGGGGAUGCCUGUUUUCAAUUUCAUGCGCACUUCAUUACGGAGUGCCCUCACCUACCACUAAUACUUCUUUAAUGGGCAGUGCUGAAAAGCAAUCUCCUAUCGCGAGGUUAAUUUACGAAGCAACUGAGAAAAUGAAAUUGACUAAAGCUAAUGUAUUUUAAAGGACCGAAUUUAUCACGCUUGCCAUUUUAAAUUAACUCCUUGAGUGGCUCACUUUUAUUGGACCGGUAAUGACCUGGAACAGGGAGACCAUACCUAGCUGUUAAUAUCAUCUCAGUUCCUUUUAAUGAAGACAUAAUACACUUUCGUACAACUCAGUUCAUUAGGAAAGCAUCACAUUCAUUUGCAUAAUGGAUCUCUGGUAACGACGUACUCAUCUUGCUGGCGAUCAGGAUUACCAAACCUAUAGCAUACAGCGCUUGUGGCACUGGAAAACGGGGCCUGCCAAGGAGUGCAAGAUGUAUGCCGAUAAUUGGCAGCGAUAGCUACGAACGCGCUUUAUUUGCGUAUCUAAACGGGGAUUGCGGAAUUCCUUGUGAAUCUGCUUUAUUUCAGUAGCUACAGAUACGCUCUGUUAAGGUUUCCUUGAAUGAAGUAGUGAAAACUCGACUGUGCAGAUGUUUAUUCCUUCCUAAUUGAAGGAACGCUUUAAAUGGCCAGUUUUUUUAUUAAAUAGAUUACGUUGUCUGCUUCUUUUAGUAUUUAUCAGCAUUACAAAAACUCAAAUUAGCAGAUAUUCUAUCUUCAUUUUUUUUACGACGAAAACUGAAGCCUCCUUAAAGGAUUUUUUUAGGCUUACUACCGCAUGUUCUUUACAGGAGGCAUAUAUUUUUGUAUGAUAAUAUUACUCGAUUUAAUGUGUGUUAAGACAAUUGUAAAUACUUACUUUUGUUGCAUAUUCUUUAGUAUCUUGUUUGCUUUUUUGUAAAAUAUUAUGUAUUUUGUUAUUAUUUAAGUAAUUCAGUGGAGCAGAUGAGUUUCAUAGCGUGCUGAUAUACGCACUUCGUGCACUGUUCCUUGGGAAACAUUUACGUCCACUUUCACUGUUGGAGCUCCAACGUAUCAAAACAAGGCCAGUAAUCAACAAAAGUAUUGUUUCACAAUAAAAUGUUAUUCGUGCUUAAAA